Molecule: messenger RNA, 473 nt
Organism: Staurois parvus
Lineage: Eukaryota; Metazoa; Chordata; Amphibia; Anura; Ranidae
Source: the annotation of a GenBank genome assembly
AUGGGCCCCUGUACCGCCUCCUCUUGCUGCUGCCAGGCCCGUAAUCUGUCAUGGGCCCCUGUACACCUCCUCAUGCUGCUGCCAGGCCCGUAAUCUGUCAUGGGCCCCUGUACCACCUCCUCAUGCUGCUGCCAGGUCCAGAGUGUGUCAUGGGUCCCUGUACGGCCUCCCAUUGCUGCUGUCUCCAUCGCCACACUCUGCCAUGUGCCACUUUCAGGUCUCCUCACACUGCUGGUGGGUUCCAUUUUGUCAUAGGGUGCUGUAUGGCCUCCCAUUGCUGCUGCCUCCACCGCCACACUGUGGCUCCACACUCUGGUUUUGGCCCCGUGACUGCCCAAAUGAGUGAAGUGUGCGGUGAUUCUAAGAUCGACGGCACUCAUCUGCAUGUCAUACUGACUGACAGUAUUAGUUCUCUUCCCCAGCAGACUCCAAGGGCAUUUAAAUUAAAGGUACAGUGUUCUGCACUAAUAUAA